Daldinia caldariorum is the source of this 1725-nucleotide messenger RNA. Its product is annotated as dicarboxylic amino acid permease. Gene Ontology annotation, molecular function: amino acid transmembrane transporter activity. Gene Ontology annotation, cellular component: membrane. NCBI's taxonomy places the organism in Eukaryota, Fungi, Ascomycota, Sordariomycetes, Xylariales, Hypoxylaceae. The record is from RefSeq and is a predicted model, not a curated record. The coding region runs from base 1 to 1725 and encodes 574 amino acids. The transcript has 4 exons. Gene Ontology annotation, biological process: amino acid transmembrane transport.
AUGAGCACCAAGCCGCUUCUCGCUGAGUCGCGUCGUCGUCUCCAAAGCUCGUCGUCUUCGUCUUCGUCUUCGUCUUCUUCUUCGUCUUCUUCAGCAGCAGAUAACAUGGGCUACGAAAACGGUAUGGUACACGAGGAUGUCCUCGAUUCUUAUCGCAAUGACCACGAUGCCGAUCUGGUUACUGCUACCGAGGCUCGCUCGCUGUCGCGUGGUCUCGGACAGCGACACCUUUCUAUGAUAGCUAUCGCCGGUGCUGUUGGUACCGGUCUAUUCCUGGGUCUCGGCGGUGCUAUACAAACGGCUGGGCCACUCGGGGCUUUAUUAGGAUAUGCUAUUGUCGGUCUGAUCGUAUGCGCCGUAACUUUUGCCUUAGGCGAGGUGGCCGCCCUCCUACCCGUCACGGGCUCCUUCGUCCGGCACGCCGAGUUCCUCGUGGAUCCGGCCCUCGGGUUUGCCGUAGGCUGGAACCUGGUCUACGGCGCUGCGCUGUCCAUCCCGAGCGAGCUGACGGCGAUAUGCGUGUUGUUCACCUUCUGGACCGAUGACGUGCACCCGGCCGCCUACAUCAUGAGCUUCAUCACCCUGACGUUCAUCGUGGGGAUCGCCUUCGUGCGCGUCUUCGGCGAGGUCGAGUUCGUGUUCGCCCUGCUCAAGGUCCUGCUCAUCGUCUUCCUCAUCAUCUUCGACGUCAUCGUCGCCGCCGGUGGCGUCCCCGGCAUCCCCGCCACCGGCUUCAAGUACUGGCGCGACCCGGGCCCCUUCGUCGAGCACAUCGCCUCCGGAAGCUGGGGUAACUUCUUGGGCUUCUGGAGCGUCCUGGCCAGCGCCGUCUUCUCCUUCGCCGGCGUCGAGUCCAUCGCUAUGCCCGCCGCCGAGCUGCGGAACCCGGCGCGGGCUAUCCCGCGAGCGUGCAAGCGUGUGUUUAUCCGUGUCCUGCUAUUCUAUAUGUUGGCUAUCUUCGUGGUUGGUUUACUGGUUGCUAGCAAUGACGACCGGCUCAACGAUUCCUCCGGCACCGCGGCCCAGAGCCCGUUCGUUAUUGCAGCUUCGGCCGCCGGUAUCAGCGCCGUCCCGAGUGUCGUUAACGCCGUUGUAAUUACGUCGGCAUGGUCAUCCUCGAACCAGACCUUGUUAUCUGGCACUCGUGUGCUAUACGCCUUAGCUUUGAAAGGGCAGGCGCCUCGUGUAUUCCUCCGCACUACUUCUUGGGGUACCCCUUACGCCUGCGUCUUGUUCUACACUGCUUUCAUGUUUCUCAGUUUCCUGAGUUUGGACUCGAGCGCGCUGACCGUGUUCUGGUACCUUGUUGAUCUGACGGCCGCCAGCGUCUUGGUCUCGUGGAUCACAAUUUUGGUCAACCACAUUCGACUGAAGUUAGCUGUGACGAAGCAGGGUAUCCAACCUUCGCGGUUACCAUGGCACAACUGGUGGUCUUAUUACAGCUCCAUUCUAGCUCUCAUCAUGUGCAUUAUCAUAUUAUUAACAGGCGGUUUUGAGGUUUUCACUGCAGGAAAUUGGAGCGCCAGCGGCUUCAUUUCGGCAUACUUGGACAUACCGCUUGUGCUUGGUGCGUAUUUGAUAUUUAAAUAUGUCAAGAAAACUAGGGUUACGUCACUCAAGAGCAUACCCCUUGAUGAUGCGAUUUUACAAGCGAGCCAAUAUCCCGACGAACCUCAAGAGAAGUCGGAUGGCUGGGUACGCGCCUUCUCUUGGAUAUGGGAUUAA